Messenger RNA from Mesocricetus auratus (golden hamster), 6986 nucleotides. It is a transcript of the gene Galnt14, whose product is annotated as polypeptide N-acetylgalactosaminyltransferase 14. Lineage: Eukaryota; Metazoa; Chordata; Mammalia; Rodentia; Cricetidae. The transcript has 15 exons. Bases 317 to 1654 code for a protein of 445 amino acids. Gene Ontology annotation, cellular component: Golgi apparatus. The record is from RefSeq and is a predicted model, not a curated record.
CGCCUGACUCGCCGCCUGGCGCUGCCCAUCUUCGGGGUGUUCUGGAUCACCGUGCUGCUGUUCUUCUGGGUCACCAAGAGGAAGUUGUCGGUGCCGCUGGGACCCGAAGUGCAGACCCCCCAAGCCUACUGAUGCGGAUUGGGAUGACCUGUGGGAGCAGUUUGAUGAGCGGCGGUAUCUGAAUGCCAAAAAGUGGCGCGUUGGCGAUGAUCCCUACAAGCUGUACGCUUUCAACCAGCGGGAGAGCGAGCGGAUCUCCAGCAAUCGGGCUGUCCCAGACACACGCCAUAAGAGAUGCUCUCUGCUGGUGUACUGCAUGGACCUUCCUCCCACCAGCAUCAUCAUCACCUUCCACAACGAGGCUCGCUCCACUCUGCUCAGAACCAUCCACAGUGUGUUAAAUCGCACCCCUACGCAUCUGAUCCAGGAAAUCAUAUUAGUGGAUGACUUCAGCAAUGACCCUGAGGACUGCAAGCAGCUCAUCAAACUGCCCAAGGUGAAGUGCUUGCGCAACAACGAGCGGCAAGGUCUGGUCCGGUCCCGGAUGCGGGGUGCUGACAUUGCCCAAGGCACCACUCUGACAUUCCUAGACAGCCACUGUGAGGUGAACAGGGAUUGGCUGCAGCCCUUGUUACACAGGGUCAAAGAGGAUUACACAAGGGUCGUGUGCCCUGUGAUUGACAUCAUCAAUCUGGACACCUUCAAUUACAUUGAGUCUGCCUCCGAGCUCAGAGGGGGGUUUGACUGGAGCCUGCAUUUCCAGUGGGAGCAGCUCUCUCCAGAGCAGAAGGCUUUGCGCCUGGACCCUACUGAGCCCAUCCGGACUCCAAUCAUAGCUGGAGGGCUCUUCGUGAUUGACAAAGCCUGGUUCGAUUACCUUGGUAAAUAUGACGUCGACAUGGACAUCUGGGGUGGGGAGAACUUCGAAAUCUCCUUCCGAGUCUGGAUGUGUGGAGGCAGCCUGGAGAUCAUCCCCUGCAGCCGGGUGGGGCACGUUUUCAGGAAAAAGCACCCGUAUGUGUUCCCUGAUGGAAACGCCAACACAUACAUAAAGAACACCAAGCGGACAGCUGAAGUAUGGAUGGAUGAAUACAAACAGUACUACUAUGCAGCCCGGCCUUUCGCCCUGGAGAGACCCUUUGGAAACAUUGAGAACAGGCUGACCCUGAGGAAAAAUCUACACUGCCAGACCUUCAAGUGGUACCUGGAGAAUGUCUACCCAGAACUCAGGGUCCCCCCAGACUCUUCCAUCCAGAAGGGCAAUAUCCGGCAGAGGCAGAAGUGCCUAGAGUCUCAAAAACAGAAAAACCAAGAGACUCCACACCUCAGGCUAAGCCCCUGCACCAAGGUCAAAGGAGAAGAAGCAAAGUCUCAGGUGUGGGCCUUCACGUACACCCAGCAGAUCAUCCAGGAAGAGCUGUGCCUAUCUGUUGUCACCCUGUUCCCCGGAGCCCCAGUGGUUCUUGUCCUGUGCAAGAAUGGGGAUGAAAGGCAGCAAUGGAUGAAGACAGGUGCUCGCAUUGAGCACAUAGCAUCCCACCUCUGCCUGGACACAGACAUGUUUGGUGACAGCACCGAGGAUGGGAAAGAAGUCGUUGUCAACCCUUGCGAGUCAUCACUCAUGAGCCAGCACUGGGACAUUGUGAGCUCAUGAGGACCCUGGGUGGAUCCAGCUGUGGAUCAGGGAUGGUGCUUCCCUGGACCAAAACAAACUGGAACCCAGGCUGUGGACAGCCCAGGUCUGCAACAGAUGCCCUCGACUGGAGGUAGAGCAAAGGCCCCCAGGACAGGAGCAACUGUCUCAGGGAAGAUGGAGGAAAAGGUGACAAACCAGCAGGACUCUGCAACACCCACAUGUGUGCAAUAUUGUGAAGGUCCAUCCUGACCAGGUUUUCUGACUGGGACCUGGAGAUGGAGAUCCGAUGAGAAGUGUUUGUUGUACCCUUCCUUACAAAACAAGGCACCUUAUAAAGGCCAGAAGGAAAGUUCCCCUUGUCAAAGUACCAGGACUACAUGGAGAGAUGAGGAAUGGGGAUGGUUUCCAGAACAAAUAAAGUUAACACUGAAGUUGUCCUUCAAUAACUCAUGCUGCUUUUUCAGCUAGCUCAACACCUAAGAGGAACUCCCCCAUUGAGUUAGGGUGGGGUAUCUUUGUGGCAGAAUGAAUGAAGAAGCCAGAAAAAUGGGAACAUUGUGCCCUUAUCCUAGGUUACCAACAACCAGCCAUAGGAUCUUAAAAAGACACUUUAGGGGGCAGGCAAGAUGGCUCAGUGGGUAAAGGGGUUUGCCAUCAAGCCUGAUGACCUGAAUUUGGUCUCUCAGGCCCCUCUUACAAAUUGUCUUCUGACCUAAACACACAUAGGCACGCAAGCCCACACUCAUGGUACCACACACAAAACAAGUAAAUAAAUGUUAUCAUUUUUAAGACACUUCAGAGCUGGAAGAUGGGCAUAUUUUAUAAAGUACUUGCCUUGAAAACACGAGUUUCAACUUCAAAACUCUUAUUGAAAAAAAAAAAGAUGAGUGUGGUACACUCUUGUAAUGUCGGAACUAGAGAGACAGAAUUGGGUGAAUCCCAGGGGUUUGUCAGCCAGCAAGCUAUCCUAGUCUACUUGGAAAGUUCCAGGCCAGUGAUAGACUCUGACUCAAACAAACAAAUAAAAAACAAACAAACAAAAAAACAAAACAUGAUGAACAGUACUUGUGGAAAAGCAUCCAAGAUUGACUUUUAAUGUCCACUUACAUGUGUGCACACAUGCACAUGCUAACCUGCACUCUCAAACAUGUAAUACCCAUUUAUACACACACAAGGCAAUUCACUUUUUUGGCCCACCACUUCCUAUUAUGUUACCAUGAUGGGGCCAGAUGAGUGGUGGUGACUGUGGAAAUCUCUGGGUGCCUAUAGAGAGCCUGACUUGGUAGGUCUCACAUGGAGGUCGAUCUCCUUGGUUAAUUCUGACACCUCCGCUUGUUUAAAGCUCUGUCAUAGAGGAUGUAUCCAUCAGCAGCCUUAUAACCCAUAGCCCUUAACAUAGGAAUUUCCUGCUGUAAUAAAACCCAUUUUCUGGUGUCUUCUGGGAUUGGUUAGAGUAGCUGUCUAUCUUAGUUAGGGUUUCUAUUGUUGUGAAGAGACACCAUGACCACGGCAGUUCUUUUAAGGGAAAACAUUUAAUUGGCUGAUUUACACUUCAGAGGUUUAGUCCAUUAUCAUCAUGGCAGGACACAGCAGCAUGCAGGCAGACGUGGUGUGGAAAAGGAGCCGAGGGUAGAGCAGGAGCUACAUCUUGAUCCUGCAGGCAACAGGAAGUGGUCUGAGACACUGGGCAUGACUUGAGCACAGUAGACCUCAAAUCCCACCCCCACAGUGACAUGCUUCCUCCAAUAAGACCACACCUUCUCCAACAAAGCCACACCUCCUAAUAGUUCCAUUCCCUAUGAGCUAAUGGGGGUCAAUUACAUUCCAACUACCACACUAUCUAUUCUUAUUAACUAGGUCUUAAGAAACAAGCCAUAUUCCAUUAAAGUUUCUAACAGGCACCCCCACAUGCUGUUAGUAACUGCCUGUUAGCUAUUGCUGUAUAACAAAUGACCCAAACUUGGCAGAGUAAGGCAACACAUGUUUACUGUCUCAUGGUUUUUGUGGGUCAGGAACCUAGGCCCAAAUCUUUCCUUCUGGAGUCUUAUUAAACUAUGGUGGAGGUGAUAGAUAGAGCUGCAGUCAGUCUCAUGGGCUCACAUAGAUCUAUAUCUUGAUGGUGGGUUUUGGCCCUGACGCUAUCAGUUCUCCAAUAUAGUUCUCCAGUAUAAUUCAGUUCUCUCUCCAAUAUAGCAGAUUACUUUGCAGCAAACUGGGAGUGGGGUGGGGAGAUAGGAUACCAGCAAGAUGGGAACUCUGUCCCUUUGCAACAAAAUCACUCAAGCCUCCUACGCAUCACUUGUUCCAUGUUGUACUUGACAGAAGCAGUCAGCAGGUGCAGCCCCUACUCAAGGGGAGGCCAAUCAGAAGAGUGAAGGACAUGAUCAGAUCCAUUCAAAUCCACCUACCCCAGUGACUGUUGGAGCCUAAGCAAGGAUCCAUUCUCCUUCAUUCAAGGGAUCCCUUUGGCGAUGGGUUGUUAUCAAGCCCCUUACGUAGUCUGAUACUGCAAACUACUAUAGCCUUGGAAACUUGAGAGCUGAAGUGCCUGGACCAGGUAUCUCUUCUGCAGGUUGUGUUUGUGAACACAACGAUAUCACUUGCUCUGGUUAGGACUAAGCCCUAUUCUGGGCCAAAGAAGAGGGGGUAGAGAAAUUGAGCUGCUCCAUCUAUAAAAGACAUGCCAUGGCUCCUUAAGCCGUGUGUGUACAGAGCUUAAAGCAGCUUUGCAGAAUGGACAGACAGAAGGAAUGGUUACUAGUGACCAACCAGACCCCUAAGUAGGUGAAGCAGUCACUGUACUAGGAGAGCCUGGGGUUGUCCUUUGUCUACUUGUCACCGCUGUAUUUGUGACUGUCUUUGAGUUCUCUGGUGGCAACAAAAGUGUCUUUUGCUCUUCUUGACACAACAAGUACUUAGUAGACAUGUUUAUAAGUAGAUAGUUGACAAACCAUUCCUUGUCCAUGAUAAAGUGAAUCUAAGUAUAUAUGACUACUGCCAUACAGUUACAGAACAUGGGUGGGCUUGUAUCUCUCUGGGAGCCAGAGGACUUGAGGAGAGGAGCCCUAGUGGCAAUUACUUACUUAUGUCCUAGUGCUGCUUACUUAUCUUCUUUCCUCGUGACAGAAAAGCUAGUGCUUAGCUUCCUACUGGCAUCCCUCUUACCAGUGAAACAACUUGGAAAUGACAACGAAGAGUCAGGUUGAAGGGUAUGGAGAGGAACUUGCUAAUGGAAUGCAGGCAGUUCUGGUGUGAGCUGCAUGCAAGGUGCAUUCCUUAAGGCUCCAUUAUUUGGAAAUGGAGGCUAACCACUGAUGAUAAGGAUAGAAAUCACUCCAAAUGUGUGAGGUAACUGAAGUGCUCUCCACUGUUCUCAGGCUGCUGUAGACCAAGAGAGAAUUGAGAUUUAAAAGUAAGCAGGGCAGCAAUGAUGAGUGUCCAUAAACUCAAAAUAAGACUGACAUCUCGGAGAUGGCCAUGGUCUACACAUACACAGCAGAGUGAGUAUGGCCAACAUUUGGUGGAUAUCACCACUGGGUUUGAAUGGCAAACUCCAGUAGCCUGAAGUAUCUCACUUAGUAGGCAAUCUGGAGCUCUGAAGGAAAAGUUGUCAAAUGAUGUCAUCCUCUGAGAACAGGGAAGAUCUCUUGAGCAUUUUGACGUCUCACAAGAUUCAGACUCCAAGCAAUGCUUGGAAAAUCCCCUCCCUGGAGCGGCUUCACUACCCUGUCAGGUGAGGAGGCAGCAGGAGCCCCAUCCCUCAUGGUCACAUCUGACCAAUGGAAGAAUACGGUCUUCUUUCAUAAUUUACUAAUAGGCUAUACAUACUUAAAAACAUAUAGGCGUUUGCUAUAUGUGACUGGGUAUGUAUGCCUUUCAUAACUACAAGCUUUGGAUCUGUGUGUCCAGCCAACCACAGACUAAAGUCACGUAGGAAACAUGCAUCUGUAAUGAGUUGUAUGGUUUUUUCUUUUAUUAUUCCUUAAACUAUAUAGUCUAAAACCACUUUCAUACCCUUAUAUUAUAGUAGAUCUCUUAACUAACAAAAAGCUGGCUUAAACUAUAAAAGAGGAUGUACAUAGGUAGGGAAAUGGCAUAGCAGGUAAGCAUGAUUUGCUGUGCAAGCAUGAGGACCUGAGUUCAAAUCCCCAGAACCACAAAAAAUAAAAUAAAAUAGAAAAAUGAUCAUGUGCAACUGUAACCCUAGCCCUGUAGUCCUGUGGUAGAAACAGGAGUCUUUCUGGAGUUUUCCAGACAUCAGCAUAGUUCAGGGGUGUGAUAGAGUUCAGGCAGGAUGAUGGGGCAGUACCCAGCGCCCUCCUCCAGCCUCUGCACAUGGAUAGAUAUAAAAAACCUUCACAUACAUGCACACAUACAUUAUACACACAAAAUAUACACAAACACAGUACCGUCUUAUAUGGUUAACUUUAGCAUCCACAGAGUAGGUAUCUGUGGGAGAAAGGUAUUGUUGAAGCCCACCUCCUACUAAUGGACAACUACGUAUUCUCGUGAACUUAGAAAAAAGGAGAAGCAGGGGUUUCAGACGCUCUGGUGUCUCAUUUAGAGUUGGGGGCAGGAUAGUAUUGAAUGAAUGGAAAAGUAGGAGGUUUUAGGUAAAUCUGGGCUCUGCAUGGAUGGUGGAGCCUGGGGCCGCAUAGAAUCUGAGACUUUCUUUCCCGACAGUUUGAUUCCCUUUGUGCUUUAUAACUCCCCCCAUCCCCCUGAGCUCAUCUUCAGCGAGAGUUUUUCCUCUGGGCAUCUAGAUGCUCUGGUUGUAGAGGCAUGCCUCGGGGUAGGUUUAAGCUUGCCUCAGCUAGGAUCCCAUUGGAUUGCUUUGAUUUCAAGCCAAUUUAUGAAUUGAUUUUUCUGCUAAUGGUUUUCACACUGUGAGAAGAGAAUCUGGACCCCAGCUUGGAACAAUCUUAGAUUUUGAUCAUUUAUAGAUUGCUUUUUUCGAGGUUGCUUUGAUCACAUUUCCCUGGAGUUGCCCAGCCAUGUGGAUAGCCCAUUUUUAGCCCCUGCUACCCAUGAGGUCUCCUAUCUGUUUCUGCCUGCACACAAAGCCCAGCCUUAGUGACACGUUUCUGCUUGGAUUCCACUCCACACCUCACUCACCACACACACACAUAUAUACUCUCUAAAUUCCCAUGCAUUUUUGGAAUUUGGAUACACAACUGUGGUUUCAAAUGGUCUUAUCCAAUAUUUAUUGUGUGUGUGGUAAGGGGCUUCCUGUGUUGGCUCAGACCAGAAUUCCUUAGUGCUGUAAUUAGCUGUCACCACUGUCUUCCCCACUGGCUGGGGAACUUUAUCUUAUUGUAGACACCCAAUAAAUUUCUAUGAAUGAGUGAGA